Messenger RNA from Gossypium raimondii (Peruvian cotton), 1278 nucleotides. RefSeq names its product receptor-like protein 6. NCBI's taxonomy places the organism in Eukaryota, Viridiplantae, Streptophyta, Magnoliopsida, Malvales, Malvaceae. The transcript has a single exon. Gene Ontology annotation, molecular function: protein binding. The record is from RefSeq and is a predicted model, not a curated record. The coding region runs from base 1 to 1278 and encodes 425 amino acids.
AUGAGGAUUUCACUGCUUUCAUGGCUCUUCUUUUAUUCAUAUAUUGCAACUAUCUUUAUCAUCACUGCGGUUUUGGUUUCUGGUGAAUGUCAAAGCCAUCAGCAAGAGUUGCUGCUCGGAUUGGGGAAAACCCUCAAUUCUUCGUUGUCUGCAAAGAUGCGGAACUGGAACCAAAGCACGGAUUGCUGUUCUUGGGGUGGUAUAACCUGCGAUCAAAGUGGUCGGGUUAUCAUACUCGACUUGAGCAACCAAUUAAUUUCCGGAACAAUUGAUAAUUCGAGUAGUCUUUUCAAUCUUCAGCAUCUUCAGCAGCUUAAUUUGGCUUAUAACACACUCAGCUUCAGUUUUCCUUGUGGGUUUGACAAGUUGUCAAAUUUGAGCUAUCUUAAUUUGUCAAAUGCUGGUUUUACAGGGCAAGUUCCGGCUGAGAUUUCACGCUUGACAAACUUGAUUACUCUAAAUUUAUCUGUAAAUUUAUUUCUUAGAGAUGGACGACCCUUGAAACUUGAGACGCCAAACCUGAAGAUGCUUGUUGAAAAUCUCACAAGGCUAAGAUCUCUCCAUCUUGAUGGGGUCAAAAUUUCUGCAAGAGGAAAUGAGUGGUGUAAAUGGUUAUCCUCACUGACCAAUUUGGAAGAGUUGAGCAUGUCCAACUGCAACCUUUCUGGACCAAUUGAAGAUUCCCUUCAAAAGUUGAAGAAUCUCUCAAUUAUUCACUUGGAUAGGAACAAUUUAUCUGCUGUGGUUCCAGCAUUCCUUGCUCAUCUUCCAAAUUUGACUUCAUUGCGGCUCAGUUCUUGCGGCUUGCAUGGACAAUUUCCAAGAGAGAUACUCCAGGUAAGGAUGCUACAGUCUCUUGAUGUACUUGACAAUGAGAAACUUCAAGGUUCUUUGCCUGAAUUCCAUCAUAAUGGGUCUCUUCAGAACCUAGUUCUUAGCGGAACAAACUUUUCUGGGUCAUUACCACAGUCCAUAGACAAGCUUGUGAACUUGACUAUACUAGACCUUUCGUUCUGCAAUUUCAGCGGAGCAAUUCCGAGUUCAGUCUCCAACCUGCAACAACUUGUUUACUUGGACUUGUCAUUCAAUAACUUUACCGGUCAAAUCCCAUGUUUUGAUUUGUUCAAAAAUCUUGCCCGUGUAGAUCUCUCUUACAAUAAACUGAGUGGCAAGAUCGAGUCAUUUAAGUGGGAAGACCUUCCAAACCUUACUCGUAUUGAUUUAAGGCACAAUUCACUUAAUGGGAAUAUUCCUUCCUCCCUUGUGGCACUCCAUUGA